CGCUUUUACUUUUUAUUAGAUCCUUUACAAAAUACUGUUUAAGUUAGAAAAAGACUGUUCGUUAUGAGCCAAGUAGAUUGUUUAAUGAAGCCAUGCCUGGCAAAGAAUAAACCUUUAAACCGACUGUCGGAAAAAUGCACAAAGAAAGUUAAGUCCGUCACAUUUUUUGAUAAAGACAUCAUCUUGCCAAAGUACGAUACGUCAUGGCCACUCAUUAAAUCAGAAGACUGCGAAAAUACGUCUUCGUUUUCGGCCGCUUUCGAAAACAAGUUUGCAUGCAUGGAAACAGCGUUACAAUCCUUAGACUCGUUAAACGAGCAGAUACUGCAGUUCAUUUUCGCCACUUCUUUGAGCAACGGGACACCUGACGUCACCGGCGACACUUUUCGCACCGAAGGCUUGUUGCCCCAGCAACGUGACGCGCUACAUGCUUCGUUAACUUUGAUGCGUGGAUUGCUUAUGGACGCGCAGGCAAAGUUUAAGAAGAUGGUAGAUAACAACAGGCGGCUUGCAAACCACAUAGACGGCACAAUACAAUCAGCAAACCAAGAAGUGAACACCUUGAGAGUCGAACUUAACGUCACAAACCAGAAACUACUUGAGUUAUCAAUGAUGAAGGAAGUUUGUUCACACUGCCAAGACACGAUGCAACUCAACAAAGUGGUUGAGGAAAAUAAGUCGCUGAACGGAAGCAACCGACAGCUGCAAAAGGAAAUCGAAAACUUAAAACAACAAGUUACAAACAGCGAGAACCGCAACAAAGAAUCAAUGCUAGCUCUUACAUCCGACCGUAAGAGAUUGAAACAAGAGAAGACGGAACUUCUUAACCAGAUCCAGGAGAUGCAGAACACCAUUGAUGAUAAAGAAGAACAACUUCGAGACUUCAUCAGGGAAUUUGAACUACAAAUUAAGGAGAACGAGGAGAUAAUGAGAGAAUCCGACGACCAGAGAAACCGACUCACACGUGAACGAAAUGAUCUUUCACGUCGACUCCAGGACCAAGUGGAAAUCGUGACGUCACUGCGAGGAGAGGUAGUGGGAAACGAGAAGAGACUUCGUGAGAUGGAAGCCGAAGUGUUAAUUCUCCGAACAGCCAGCUCUCAACUCCAAGGCUCGAAACGAAGGUCGUUCCAUAUUUCGGUUGAAGAAAGUUACGCAACCCAUAAUAAAACACUCAAUAUAUCAGGAGGAACGGAGCCGAACUCUGCUUCCCAGCUCCAAGAUCCUCUUUUGAUCCCUGCAUCUUCUCCCACCUCUCCCCGCCACUACCUCCAGGGGCAAGGGUCCGGAGGAAACUCCUCUUCAAGUGAAGACGUCCACGCUGAUGUGGUAAACGGAGGGUCCCUUGGACAUUCAUACACCAGACGAACCAAAAUCGUGCAGAAUAUUUCCGGGUCUCUUUCCCGCGCUUUCCGCCGUGGGAAAAACAGAAAGAGUCUCGACAUAGCGAGGCCGCUUACCAGCCGUACUUUCCCAAGAAAUGCUUCUUUUUCCGUCAGUUCUCUUUGUUCAGACGCGGACGUUUUUCUCACCUCUAGCCAAUCAAAUCUCUUCGAACGCUCCGAGGAGGAAAAGAAAGAAACCCUGACGACCAAUCAAAAUCUUCCAAUGCACAAAUGGCGAGCAGAUGCGGUUCUCGUGUGGUUGGAACUUGUGUUGCACAUGGGCCAGUACAGUAAAGAAUGUGCGGAAAAUAUCAAAAGUGGAAAAGUGUUGCUGGGGUUAUCCGAGUCAGAGUUGGACAAGUGUCUUAACAUCGAUAACGUGUUGCAUCGUCGCAAACUAUGGUUGGCAAUCGAAGAAUUUCGUAACCCAGCUGUUACAGUGGCGAAUAUGUCAGCCGCGGGACAGCUCGAUCACUGGUGGGUAUGUGAGCAGUGGUUACGUGACGUAGGUCUGACGCAAUACGCGUCACGCUUCCGUGAACACUUGAUUGACGGCCGUACUUUGCACUCGCUUUCACGUAAGGAUCUCGAGCGCCAUCUAGGGAUGGAGAAAAAGUCCCACCAAGAAAGCGCGAUGCGGGGAAUUGAACUGCUGCGCAUGUUAGCGUUUAACACGCAGCGAUUAGACGAACGAAGGCAGAUGUGUCAAACACGUGACACCGACGUACUGGUGUGGAACAACGCUAGGUUAAUACAGUGGGCUAAGUCGGUGGAUCUGAAAGAAUAUUCGAGCAGUUUAAGGGACUCAGGUGUCCACGGUGCACUGUUGGUUCUAGACCCCACGUUCACCUCGGAUGACAUGGCGAACGCACUAGGUAUACCAGUCAACAAAGCUACAGUUCGACGUCAUUUAGCUUCGGAAUUUGAAGCGCUAGUAAAGCCCGCUAGAGACAGUCUCGCUGACGAAAUACCUUACGUCACUGAUGACGUUGCGAAAAAGAUGACGUCACUUGGGCCUAGUUUCGUCCGCACAGCAAACCGCAGUCGUAAAAGCCUAAGGUCUUCCAUCAGUCGAAGCCUCGGUCGCCAAGCGUCACGUGACACCCAGUUUUACCUGGGCAAGUGACCAAUCAAAGGGUUGGCUUAUAUAAGCACCUCCUGUUCUAGCUUUUCUUUGUUUCCUAUUGGUUGAUUCAAAUAGUUUCGUUUCAUACUCUUCCAUUGUAACUUUCCUGCUGUUAUGACGUCAUAAAUACCAAUUAUGACACGCUCACUGUGAGGGUUUACCUUUACACCCUUAGCACCCUAUUAUUUUUCAUAAUUUGGCGCCUAUAAUCCCCAAAAACCAGGCGCUCCAAUUUCCAAUGCUUAAUGCUUUUAAAAAAAUACUAUUAUUUCGGCUGAAAAAGUCAUUUAAAGGCCAUACGAGCUCAUUUCCUUUCUUUGUACUGCCACACACAUGCGUACGAAGUUUUUCAUUGCAACGGCUAAACAAAACACCAUUAUAUUUCGGCUGAAAAGCAAGACAAGUCAUACAAAGGCCAUGGGAGCCAUUUCCUUACUUUGUACUGCCAUAGUAUCCAUGUAUGAAUACUUACUGCGUGUUUGAAACUUAUUUGUACGCGGUCUCCUCUCCAAUGCUUACCUGCGUAGAAAGCUGCGAUUAUUGCUGCAUUAUGACGUCACUGUGCAUAUCAAUUAAUACUUCCUGCGUGGAUAAUUAAAAGUAAAAAUUGUGAUUUGAUUGCAAAAA
Ciona intestinalis (vase tunicate) is the source of this 3138-nucleotide messenger RNA. The record is from RefSeq and is a predicted model, not a curated record. Lineage: Eukaryota; Metazoa; Chordata; Ascidiacea; Phlebobranchia; Cionidae.